Phyllostomus hastatus (greater spear-nosed bat) is the source of this 952-nucleotide messenger RNA. Its product is annotated as olfactory receptor 2F1-like. Gene Ontology annotation, molecular function: G protein-coupled receptor activity; olfactory receptor activity. The record is from RefSeq and is a predicted model, not a curated record. The coding region runs from base 11 to 952 and encodes 313 amino acids. The transcript has a single exon. Gene Ontology annotation, biological process: G protein-coupled receptor signaling pathway. Gene Ontology annotation, cellular component: membrane. Lineage: Eukaryota; Metazoa; Chordata; Mammalia; Chiroptera; Phyllostomidae.
CCCCCGCUCCAUGAAGAGGGACAACCUGACCUGGGCGGAUGAGUUUGUCCUACUGGGGCUCUCCAGCGACAGGCAGACCCAGGCUGGACUUUUUGCCCUGUUUGGGGCUGCUUAUCUGCUGACCCUGCUGGGCAAUGGCCUCAUUAUCCUCCUCAUCCAGCUGGACCCCCGACUGCACCUGCCCAUGUAUUUCUUCCUCUACAACCUCUCGGUGGUGGACAUCUGCUACACCUCCAGCGGGGUCCCCCAGAUGCUGGUGCACAUGGUCCUGGAGAAGAAGACCAUCUCCUUUGCCCGAUGUGGGACUCAGCUGUUCUUCUCGCUGGCCUUAGCAGGGACUGAGUUCCUGCUGCUGGCCACAAUGGCUUACGACCGGUAUGUGGCGGUCUGUGACCCCCUGCGCUACGUGGCAGCAAUGAGCCUGAGGCGCUGCGUGGGGCUGGCAGCAAUCGCUUGGCUUGUGGGCAUAGCUAACUCUGCAGUGGAGACAGCGGUCACCCUGCGCCUGCCCACCUGUGGGCACCACAUACUCAACCACGUGGCCUGUGAGACACUGGCUCUCGUCCGGUUGGCCUGUGUGGACAUCACCCUCAACCAGAUAGUCAUAGUGGCCUCCAGUGUGGUGGUGCUGCUGGCACCCUGCUGCCUGGUCUCCCUGUCCUACGCCUAUAUUGUGGCCGCCAUCCUGCGGAUCCGCUCCACUGGGGGGCGCCGCAAAGCCUUCGGGACCUGUACCUCCCACCUCACUGUGGUCUCCAUGUCCUACGGGAUGGCCCUGGUUACCUACAUGCAGCCUCGUUCCACCUCCUCAGCUGAGCAGGACAAGGUGGUGGUGGUCUUUUAUGCCGUGGUGACCCCCAUGCUGAAUCCACUCAUCUACAGCCUGCGGAACAAGGAGAUGAAGGCUGCUCUGAGCCGCGUUCUGAUGCGGGAUUCUGAAUCAAGACAUUAG